AUGCGACGUUUAUAUAUCCAUCAGGCCGCAGCGAAGGCUGGAGCAGAUUCUCGUCGUGAUGUUGAGAGACAUCAGAUAAUCCCCCUGGAGCGCUGCUCCUUGCGCUCCUCCCAUACAUUCUUGCCCGAGCAUGAACACACCAUCUUCUCGUUGUCCCAGACGCCGGCACUGCGAGCUACGACGCCGACGAUGGUGUCUUCGUCGUCGAUGCUGAAGGGGCCCUCGCGCUGCCUCGAUACCACCAUGCUGCGUCCGAUCAUCUCCCACACGGCUAUCGGCCGGUCCAGGAAGACAUUGCCUUUGCCGUUCUCGUCCACGUCCACACUGCCCACAACUCCCCGUGGAUCACUGCCACUGCUGCUGCUGCUACCUUGUUGCUGCUUCUCUUUGAGAUCUUUGACGGCUUCCCAGACUCCACCAGUGGACUCGGGGCCGCGGGAGACGUCUCCUGUCUCACGGAUAGUGGCCCAGUAUCGCCCCGGCGAGAGCCCGUUGAUCGUCAGGUCGAAUAUUGUCAGGCCGCUGGAGACUUGUACCAUGCGUACCAGGCCUCGUAUCUUAUUUGCAACGCUCUCCUUGUGUGUUUCUAGGAUACACACUGAAGCGUCUUUCCUCCUCCCCCCCGUCAGUAUAAGCUGCGACUUGUAUCUUGCCACCUUUGUAGACGUACUAUUUGAUGUCCCACUGCCGCGUAGAAUGGCAUCCCGACCAGUGCUUUGGAUCGCAGCCACGAUGGCAGAGGGCGCAGCGGUGCCUUCAACCACGAUCAACUGA
Molecule: messenger RNA, 774 nt
Organism: Trichophyton rubrum CBS 118892
Lineage: Eukaryota; Fungi; Ascomycota; Eurotiomycetes; Onygenales; Arthrodermataceae
Exons: 1
Coding region: 1-774 (257 amino acids)
Source: RefSeq, a predicted model, not a curated record